AAACUAGGCAUAGCUAUAUACGUAUAGGGAAGAGAUAGGUAAGAGAGAGAAAAAUAAAAAACAGAAACGGCGUACAAUUAUAACUUUCCCAAACAACACAAAAGCACCUAAUUCCAAUUCUGAAAUAUCACACUCAGUAUUAAUAAGCUUUAUUAGAAGGGUGAAUAUUUUUUUUUGAUUGGAAAAAAAUGGAGGAAUUGGAGAAGAAGAAUAUUACUAGUAUUAAGGAAGAAGAAGCAGAAGAAGAAAUUGAUAAUAGUUUUGUUCCUGUUUAUCACUCUUUUGCUUCUAAAAAUUAUCAUUCUCACCUUGUUUCUGCUGAUUAUUUGUCGAUUUUAGCAUCCAAAGAUGGUGAUUUUCUUCUUUCGCCCACCGGAGCUCAGGUGAAAGUUUCGGAACUUGAGGGCAAAGUUGUUGGCCUUUACUUUUCAGCUAACUGGUAUUCACCAUGUACGAAGUUUACAAACCUGCUAGUCAAUGUGUACCAACAGCUUAAGGAAUGCAGCAAUAUCAAUCUCGGUUUCGAAAUUGUAUUUAUUUCGUCCGAUGAAAACUUAAAUGCCUUCAAUACUUAUAGGUCAUCAAUGCCUUGGCUUGCAAUUCCAUUCUCUGAUUUGGAAACAAGGAGGGCCCUUACCCAAAAGUUUGAUGUCGAAGGUAUCCCUUGUAUGAUAAUUCUACAACCUAACGAUAACAAAUUAGACGCUGCAGUUAUUAAAGAUGGAGUUGAACUUGUGUAUCGAUAUGGAGUGCAAGCUUUUCCGUUUACCAAAGAAAGGUUGGACGAGUUACGAGGGAAGGAGAAGGAGAAACGUGACAACCAGACCUUGAGCAAUUUGCUAACACACGAUGCCAGAGAUGUUCUUUUGGGGCAUCCUAGUCCUAAACAAGUUUCUGUUGCUUCUUUAAAGGGGAAAACAGUUGGACUUUACUUCUCAGCUCAAUGGUGCAUUCCUGCGAAAAAAUUUACUCCGAGGUUAAUUUCAGUCUACAAAAAGAUUAAGCAGCAGCUAGAGGGAAAGGAGGAUGAGGAUUUCGAGAUAGUGUUCGUAUCAAGUGACCAUAACCAAGUGGAUUUCACAACGUAUUUCGAGACCAUGCCCUGGCUAGCAAUUCCAUUUGAUGAUCCAACAAUCAAUGCUCUAGCUAAGUAUUUUGAUAUCCGAGGGAUUCCGAGCCUAGUGAUACUGGGCUCUGAUGGUAAAACAGUGACCAAACAAGGUAGGAGCCUCAUCAACUUAUAUAAAGAGAAUGCUUACCCAUUCACAAAGACUAGAGUAGGCAUAUUAGAGAAGCAAAUGGAUGAAAUAGCAAAAGGCCUUCCUAAGACAGAGAACCAUUCGGGCCAUCGACACGAGCUCACUUUAGUACCAGAAGGCCAUGGAGGUGGAGCUUUUAUCUGUUGUGAUUGUGAUGAACAGGGCUAUGGAUGGGCUUAUCAAUGCCUUGAGUGUGGCUAUGAGGUACACCCCAAGUGUGUGAAUCCCGUGCGCCGUGACCCGGACAACUAAGUUAUUGGGCUGAUCUUAGGUUCUUACAUGUUAUAUGUAGAGAUAAAUAGGUAAGAGGAUACCAUAAUGUAUAAUUGGGUAUAAAGCAUGUCUUUCCGACAUGUUAUUGUGAAUUUUUAAUGGGCCUUUGUUUAUGGAACUCACAACUUCUUGUUGUUGGUUUGAGAAGUCAUCAAAUAUGAGCCUCUCGAAAAUCACAAAUGUACAUAAAAAUGUUUUUAUUAUACUCCAGGAUGAGUCAUUAUCAUUCUUUGUUCUAUUAU
Molecule: messenger RNA, 1774 nt
Organism: Solanum stenotomum
Lineage: Eukaryota; Viridiplantae; Streptophyta; Magnoliopsida; Solanales; Solanaceae
Product: probable nucleoredoxin 2
Exons: 4
Coding region: 189-1511 (440 amino acids)
Source: RefSeq, a predicted model, not a curated record